Poecilia latipinna (sailfin molly) is the source of this 1909-nucleotide messenger RNA. RefSeq names its product serine/arginine repetitive matrix 3 (gene srrm3). The annotation marks the transcript as partial. The record is from RefSeq and is a predicted model, not a curated record. The transcript is spliced from 12 exons. NCBI's taxonomy places the organism in Eukaryota, Metazoa, Chordata, Actinopteri, Cyprinodontiformes, Poeciliidae. Gene Ontology annotation, molecular function: mRNA binding.
GUACACCGAGGAGGAGAUCCGACAGAAAGUGAGCACAUUCAGACAGAUGCUGAUGGACAAGGAGGGUGUUAUCACCAGAGAGGGCGCUCACACACAACCCAUGGUGAACCACUUCCACUAUCAGCCCGACGAGUACGAAGACGACCCAGACGCGGUCGGCUACGCAGACGGAGACUACGAACAGGACUACCACAGCGAUGACAGAAUGAAAAGGAAAUCAACCAGCUCUCCAUCCCCCCGCCCAAAGAAAAGGAAGAAGAAGAAGUCUGGCCGUCGAAGGAGUCGGUUUGGCAGCUCGUCGCCCACUCGCAGAGAGAAGAAGAAGAAGAGUGGGAAGAAGCACAAGCGAGACAGGUCAGCAUCUGACUCCAGGAAAAAGAGAAGAUACAGGUCAGGCAGCCAGAAGAACAAGCACAAAGAUAAGAACAGACAGAAAAAGAGGUCGCCAGGUGACACCCCCAGCAGGGGCUCGCAGCGUCAGGGCAGCUGCUGCAGCUCCCGAAGCGUCUCCCUGUCCUCCACUCGGAGCACCUCCAAAUCCCCCUCCAGACUGAACCCGAAGCACAAGAUGGACGGACAGAAGGCGUCGGCCGCGUCACCGCCUCCGGCUCCGAACAAUCCCGCCAAGUGGCACAACGGGGACCACACCCGGCGGAGCCGCAACGGCAAGGCGGCCAGAUUCACACACGCCGAGGGCGAGAAAGGGAAUGAUAAGCUGCGUCUGCUGAAUGCAAGCUCUGCAGGCAUCCAGUCCACUUUACUAAAAGAGCAAAAGCUCCACAGCGCCCCCAGCAGGAACCAAGCCGAAGAGGCUGGGAGUGUGGAUGGCAAGAUUGCAGCUGUCGGGAGCUCCUUAACUCAGACGUCAGGGAGGAGAAGCGGCCAGAGAAGGAGCUCCCACUCCCCCGAUCACAGCAGCGACUCGGCCCACUCCCAGCACAAGCACGCUCACAAAGGGAGGACGUCCCGUCAUCAGCGAAGGACAAAAGGUGGCCACUCCUCCAAGCGUCACAACCGCUCUAACCGCGGUCCGGCGCACCACAAGAGCCCGUCGGUAUCUCCGGGACGCCACUCACACGUGUCGAGUAGGAAGAACGACGAGUCUCGGAGCAAAGCCAACAUCCGGCAGCGCAGCAGCUCCUGGAGCAGCGGCCGCUCGUCCUCGCGCUCGGCCUCCAGAGACAAGGGCACCGGCAAGGUCAAGUCCCCGCACAGCAGACAGAACGUCUCCAGAGAAAAGGACAGCGCCAACCGCUCCGACACCGACAGCCGAGCUCGGCGCCGCUCGCGCAGCUACUCGCCCAUCAGGAAGAGAAGGAGGGAUUCGCCCAGCUUCAUGGAGGCUCGGAGGAUCACCAGCGCUCGGAAGCGGCCGAUCCCGUACUACCGGCCCAGUCCGUCGUCGUCGAGCUACGACAGCAGCCCGUCCCGGUCCAGCCGCAGCCGCAGCUACAGCAGCUACAGCAGCUACAGCCGCACCAGAAGCCAGAGCCACAGCCGGAGCCGCAACUGGAGCCGGAGUCGCAGCAAAAGCCGCAGCCGGAGCUGGAGCCGAAGCAGGAGCCGCUCCCGCAGCCACCACAGCUACUACAGCCGCAGCAGCUACGACAGCCCGGGCUUCUGAACGCCGGCAGGCAGAGGGACGUGGCGCGUCUUCCCUCCAGAGAGUCCAAACUCCUCCAUCAGGGACAACACUGUCUCCAGAACAGAGCCCGAACAAAGACACAAUGUAUUUUAUUACGGCACAUUCGUUUGGAUCGAACCGUCUCCGAUCAUGUAUCACACAGACAAAACAAUUUCCACACGUCAAAAGAAAAAAAAAAAGUCAUUGACUGAGCCCAAGGAACAAAUCGCACCAUCAGUUAGCACUUUCCGUCUCAUCCUCCGCCACCAGAAGGGAGUUGGUAAA